Molecule: messenger RNA, 555 nt
Organism: Nicotiana tabacum (common tobacco)
Lineage: Eukaryota; Viridiplantae; Streptophyta; Magnoliopsida; Solanales; Solanaceae
Source: RefSeq, a predicted model, not a curated record
AUGACCCAAGUAGCAGCUCAAGGCAACUCGGGAGGAAUGGUUAUGAUGUGGAAUGAAGCAGAGGUAAUAGUGGAUCAAGUUGCUAGUACUGAUCAGGAAAUCCACGCCAUGGUAAAGAAUGAGCUUGAAAUACUGACAAAUGAGGAUCGACAUCCAUGUUUGAUGAAGUUAAAGGGGUUCUGUUUUCAAUAUAUACUUGCUGUUGUAUAUGAUGAAGUACCAACUAAAUUUUUGUCCGAGGUGCUUUCUUCUGGAGAUCACGGGUUCGAGUCGUGGAAACAGACUCUUGCAGAAAUGCCGGGUAAGUGUCAUUUUGGAUGGAAUGACAGAAUGAAGGUGGCGAUGCAACUAGCAAGCCUCUUCGCUUGGUUGCACGAGAGGCGAUUUGCAUUUGGUAGUGUCACGCCUUCUGGGAUAACGAUUGACAAAGACUUAAAUAUAAAAUUAUUCGACUUUGGUUACCUUGCUCCUGUAAGCGAGGAGGAUAACGGAGUUCCCAUGCCUUAUCCUGUUUUCCCAGAUACUCCUGAGGCUAGAAACGGUGUGUCUCUUUGA